AUGCUCGUUUCCACGUCUCGCCGAUUCCUCACCCGCCAGCUCCCGACCCGCGCCUUCUCGACCUCGUCCGCGCGGCUCGACGUCAAGAAGACAGUCUCUAAGAUCUACCCCUCGGCGGAAGAGGCCGUCAAGGACGUCAAGGGCGACUCGAUCGUCCUUUCCGGAGGCUUCGGGUUGUGCGGUACCGCAGACACCCUCAUCGGCGCCCUCGCAAAGCGCCCCGAAGUCAAGAACCUCACUUGCGUCUCGAACAAUGCGGGUGUCGGAAAGAUGGGUCUCGGUGCCCUCCUGCAUUCGGGACAGAUCUCGAAGAUGAUCUCGUCCUACCUCGGUGCCAACAAGCACUUCGAGUCGCUCUACCUCACCGGCAAGGUCUCCCUCGAACUCACUCCCCAAGGUACCCUCGCCGAGCGCUGCCGCGCCGGCGGAGCCGGCAUCCCCGCCUUCUACACUCCGGCAGGCUACGGUACCGCCGUUCAGACUGGCGAGAUCCCGAUCAAGUACACGGAGGGCGGCAAGGAGGUUGAGGUCCCUGGAAAGCCGAGGGAGGUCCGCGAGUUCAACGGCAAGGGGUACUUGAUGGAAGAGGCGAUCAAGGGCGACUAUGCGCUUGUCAAGGUCUGGAAGGCGGACGAGUACGGAAACUGCGUCUUCCGCUACGCCGCUCAGAACUUCUCCGGCGCCAUGGCUCGCUCGGCCAGGAUGACCAUUGUCGAGGCGGAGGAGAUCGUCCCCGUUGGCUCGCUCGACCCGAACAACGUCCACCUUCCCGGCAUCUUCGUCAACCGCGUCGUCCAGUCGACCGCUCCCAAGCAGAUCGAGAUCGAAGUCCUCCGCGAGGAGGCCUCCGCAGGCGGUUCGGCGUCCGAGGCCGCGAUGGGCAAAGACGAGGCGCGUCUCCGCCGCGAGCGGAUCGUCAAGCGUGCGGCGAAGGAGUUGAAGGAGGGAAUGUACGUCAACUUGGGCAUCGGCAUGCCUAUGCUCGCGCCUAGCUUCCUCGAGCCUGGAACGGUUAUCCACAUGCAGUCUGAGAACGGUAUCCUCGGCAUGGGCCCGUACCCCACCAAGUCGGAGGUUGACCCCGACAUCAUCAACGCCGGCAAGGAAACCGUCACUCUCCUCCCCGGCGCCUCGACCUUCGACUCUGCCGAGUCCUUCUCCAUGAUCCGCGGCGGCCACGUCGACGUCUCGAUGCUCGGAGCGAUGCAGGUCUCCGCCUCGGGCGACAUCGCCAACUACAUGAUCCCCGGGAAGAUGGUCAAGGGUAUGGGAGGCGCGAUGGACCUCGUCUCGAACCCUGAGCAGACAAAGGUCGUCGUCGUGAUGGACCACGUUGCCAAGGGCGGCAAGCACAAGAUCCUCGACGAGUGCUCCCUCCCCUUGACCGGCGUCAACUGCGUUUCGACCAUCAUCACCGACUUGUGUGUGUUCCAAGUCGACCGCCAGGCAAAGAAGCUCAUCCUCACCGAGCUCGCGGCGGGCGUCACCGAGGAGGACGUCCGCAAGGCGACCGGCGCAAAGUACGAGGUCUCGCCCGAUCUCGUCACCAUGGACGCAUAG
Molecule: messenger RNA, 1560 nt
Organism: Rhodotorula toruloides NP11
Lineage: Eukaryota; Fungi; Basidiomycota; Microbotryomycetes; Sporidiobolales; Sporidiobolaceae
Product: succinyl-CoA:3-ketoacid-coenzyme A transferase
Exons: 10
Coding region: 1-1560 (519 amino acids)
Biological process (GO): ketone body catabolic process
Molecular function (GO): succinyl-CoA:3-oxo-acid CoA-transferase activity
Source: RefSeq, a predicted model, not a curated record